Messenger RNA from Gadus macrocephalus (Pacific cod), 1592 nucleotides. RefSeq names its product hydroxycarboxylic acid receptor 2-like. The record is from RefSeq and is a predicted model, not a curated record. The transcript has a single exon. Gene Ontology annotation, biological process: G protein-coupled receptor signaling pathway. The coding region runs from base 232 to 1173 and encodes 313 amino acids. Gene Ontology annotation, molecular function: G protein-coupled receptor activity. Gene Ontology annotation, cellular component: membrane. Lineage: Eukaryota; Metazoa; Chordata; Actinopteri; Gadiformes; Gadidae.
AAAAGAUAAAUAUCUUUCCACAGGAAAGAUAGGAACGUCAUUAUUCAGAGUUGGCAUUUGCUGCUGAUGAUGUCACAUGGGAGGUCACUCUGAUACUCAAGCCACUGAAUAUAUAAACUCCACAUCGUCUCGGUUUCACAAACGAUUUCCUAAUAGAGCGCCUCAGUUGGUGUUCCCCCUUUUGAAGAACCGCUCAUCAACCAGCUCAUCAUCCAGCUCUCAGCAGACGACAUGAAUUGCAUCUACCAUACCCCUCUGCUCAUCAGCGCGCUGCCCCCCCUGCUGGGGACGGAGUUCGUCCUGGGGGUCCUGGGCAACGGCCUCGCCCUCUGGAUCUUCCUGUUCCGCCUGAAGCCCUGGAAGAGCAGCACAGUCCUCCUCUUCAACCUCUCGCUGGCCGACUUCCUGCUCAACGUGGCGCUGCCCUUCCGUGCCAGCUACUACUCCGCAGGCCUGACCUGGCACUUCGGCCCGGCCUUCUGCAACAUCUCCCUCUUUCUGCUGGCCAUGAACCGCAGCGGGAGCAUCUUCUUCCUCACGGCCGUGGUGGUGGACCGCUACGUGCGCGUGGUCCAUCCCCACCACGCGCUCAACUCGCUGAGCGUUGUGAGAGCGGCAUGCGGCACCGCCGGGCUGUGGCUGCUCACCUUCUCCAUGACGGCCCACCUCCUCGCCCUGCCGCGCCCUAACGCCACCAACUGCGAGAGCUUCAACAUCAACUCGGGGGGGCUCGACGUCGUACACUUCUGGCACAGGAGCUUGUUCCUGCUCUCCUUCUUCCUGCCGCUGGCCGUGAUCGUGUUCUGCACCUGCUCCAUCGUGGCCCACCUGAGAAGGAGGCAGCUGGCCCGUGAUGCGCGCAUUAGGAAGGCCCUGUGGCUCCUCAUGGUGGUGGUGGUGGUCUUCGCCGUUUGCUUCCUGCCUAGCAAUGUCACGCAGCUGCUCAUCUGGUUGAAGGAGGGAUCGAUCGCCGGUGUUCUCUCGGGGACAAAGGCCUGUGACGCGAUGGAGGACUUGAACACGGUCUUCUACCUGACCAUCAGCCUGACCUACCUGAACAGCGCCCUGGACCCCGUGGUCUUCUACUUCUCCAUCCCCCCCUUCAGGAACAUGUGCAGGCAGGCCCUGCGUCUGGGGAGGGCCGGAGACACCGGCGACGAGGAGACCACCUAGGAGCUGGACUCUUAGUCUGUCAGCAAGCUGGGAGGCCAAGCAGUCACUGCUGUUCCCCGGGAUUUACCUUGCCACUUACCUGUCAAUGUUAAGUCACAGCAGAGCCACCGUUAUGGUUUGUUUGGCAGACAAAGACAAUGACAGGAUGUGAGUAUUAAUCGAGGAAACUAGGAAUUGAAUUGCCCCGUCACAUCAACAUUUAAACUUUUGUAUGUAUGUAUGUAUUUCAAAGUUACUUGAUUGGUCAUUUUCUAUCAAAUGUUCAAUAAGGGAUGUCGAGACUAAAAUGUGGUGAGUGCUGUAGUACAAAGUGAGGUUGAAAAUAUUUUUUAAUCAAGCCAUAUAGAUUAAUACAUAAAGAAGCGUUAAAUGGCUUAGAUCAAGUGAAGGGAUUUGAACAAAAGUUCAAAAGUCUAAAU